This is a messenger RNA of Sarcophilus harrisii (Tasmanian devil), 2120 nucleotides long. RefSeq names its product DExD-box helicase 52 (gene DDX52). The transcript is spliced from 15 exons. Gene Ontology annotation, cellular component: 90S preribosome. Gene Ontology annotation, molecular function: ATP binding; nucleic acid binding; RNA helicase activity. Bases 152 to 2008 code for a protein of 618 amino acids. The record is from RefSeq and is a predicted model, not a curated record. NCBI's taxonomy places the organism in Eukaryota, Metazoa, Chordata, Mammalia, Dasyuromorphia, Dasyuridae. Gene Ontology annotation, biological process: maturation of SSU-rRNA.
CCAGUCGGCAAGCACUGCGUCGUAUGACGUAAUCGCGGAGUCACUUCCGCCCUUUUCGUCAUUUCCGCCCUCUUCCUCUCCCUUACAUCCUCACGCUGAGCGCGGCGGCAAUGCGCAUGAGUGUUGCCCCCGCUGUGACUGCCGGCUAGUUAUGGAUGCUCACGACCUGUUUCGUCGCCUCGGCGCCGGAGCCAAGUUCGACCUGAGGCGCUUCCAGACGGACGCGGCCCGAUUCCAGCUAGGAAAAAGGAAAUUUGACUUUGAUUCUUCAGAGGUAUUAGAGGAACUGAACUUCUUUGGAAGGAAGAAACCUACCCCUGCUGAAAAUGAAGCCUCAUUGGAUAAUAGCCUCUCCAAGGAAGAGGAGAGACUGCAGCAAAAAGUUGAAGGUGAAGAGGAUAACAGAAUUGAAAGGAAGAGGAAACGGAACAUGAAAAAGGAAAAACAAACUCCUGAAACUAUUUCAGUUGGUUCCAACAAGGAAGAAGAGACUAUACUAUGGAUGUCUUCACUGGAAGCCAAGAUUAAAAAUAAAAAAGGAAAAGAAGAAAAUAAACUAACUGCAGAGAAAUUGGAACGGCUCCGAAAGCAAAAGAUAAACUGCCUCCGAAAUAAACACAAAAUUCACAUCCAAGGAACUGAUCUUCCGGAACCUAUUACUUCAUUUCAGCAACUUGACCAGGAAUACAAGAUCCACUCUCGACUACUCCAAAACAUCUUAGAUGCAGGUUUCCAGACCCCCACACCAAUCCAAAUGCAAGCAAUUCCUGUCAUGCUUCAUGGUCGUGAACUGUUGGCUUCUGCCCCUACUGGAUCUGGAAAAACCUUGGCUUUUAGCAUUCCUAUUUUAAUGCAGCUGAAACAACCAACAAAUAAAGGCUUCAGAGCACUGAUCAUAUCGCCCACACGAGAACUUGCCAGCCAGACUCAUCGAGAGUUAGUAAGAAUCUCUGAGGGCACCGGAUUCAGAAUACAUAUGAUACACAAAGCAGCUGUGGCAGCCAAGAAGUUUGGGCCUAAAUCAUCUAAGAAAUUUGAUAUUCUUGUGACUACUCCAAAUCGACUAAUUUAUUUGCUGAAACAAGAUCCUCCAGGAAUAGACCUAAAAAAUGUGGAAUGGCUGGUGGUAGAUGAAUCUGACAAAUUGUUUGAAGAUGGAAAGACUGGUUUCAGAGACCAGCUGGCUUUCAUUUUCCUGGCUUGCACAUCCCACAAGGUCAGGAGAGCUAUGUUCAGUGCAACGUUUGCACAUGAUGUGGAACAGUGGUGUAAACUCAACCUGGACAACGUUAUUUCUAUUUCCAUUGGAGCAAGGAAUUCUGCGGCAGAGACUGUGGAACAAGAACUCCUGUUUGUUGGAUCUGAGACAGGCAAACUUCUAGCUAUGAGAGACCUAAUUAAGAAGGGUUUCCACCCACCUGUCCUUGUUUUUGUUCAGUCCAUUGAAAGAGCUAAAGAACUUUUCCACGAACUCAUUUAUGAAGGUAUUAAUGUGGAUGUAAUUCAUGCAGAGAGAACCCAGCAGCAGAGAGAUAACACAGUCCAUAGUUUCAGAGCAGGAAAAAUCUGGGUCCUCAUCUGUACAGCCUUGUUAGCAAGAGGAAUUGAUUUUAAAGGUGUGAACUUAGUAAUCAACUACGACUUUCCAACCAGUGCAGUGGAAUACAUCCAUAGGAUAGGUCGAACUGGAAGAGCAGGACAUAAAGGGAAGGCUGUUACAUUCUUUACUGAGGAUGAUAAGCCAUUAUUACGAAGUGUUGCCAAUGUGAUACAGCAAGCAGGAUGCCCUGUGCCAGAGUACAUCAGAAGUUUCCACAAGCUUCCAAGCAAACAGAAAAAGAAGAUGAUUAAGAAACCAUUGGAAAGAAAAAGCAUUAAUACAACACCAAAGUUUUUUUUAGAAAAUGAUGAAAGUGAAAAAAAAAUUACUCAUCAGAAUGCUGGAAAGAAGACAGUACCUACUAAAACCAGAAAUAAUCAGAUUUCAAAAACUAUUCCAGAAAUAUAAUUCUGUUGGCUUUAAGUAUUCCAUUAUUAAGUGCUGUUUUCAUGGAGCAUUUUGAGUCACCUAUCUCCUACACUGAAAUAAAACUCCAGGAAGCUCUCAGUUCAGAAAGUGA